Lonchura striata (white-rumped munia) is the source of this 4432-nucleotide messenger RNA. It is a transcript of the gene RNF38, whose product is annotated as ring finger protein 38. The record is from RefSeq and is a predicted model, not a curated record. NCBI's taxonomy places the organism in Eukaryota, Metazoa, Chordata, Aves, Passeriformes, Estrildidae. Gene Ontology annotation, biological process: protein ubiquitination. Gene Ontology annotation, molecular function: ubiquitin protein ligase activity.
AUGCCGGUGGCCGCCCGCUCGGCAGCCCCCGGGGCGCAGCCCGACGCCGGCUUUCACGCCCCUGCCCGCCAGCGGGACCGCGGCGUCGCUCCGCGCGGCGAGGAAAGCGGCGGCGAGCGGCACCUCCGUCAGGCCGGCGAGGCGGGCCGGAGCGGCAGAUGGGUGGCUUCUUCCGCCGCCCCCUUCCUGCCUGCCUUCUCCUCCUCCCCUCCGCCGCCCCCCGCCUCCUCCGUUGCCUCCUCCCCCGCUGGUGGGGCCGCCGUCGCCGCCUCCACCUCCCCCUCGGCUGCCUCCCUUCUCCCGGCACUCCCCCAGACCCGCGCCCGUGUCCGCUCCUGCUUCGGCUUCCCGGGACUCGCCAUGAGCGGCGGUUCCGGUCGCUUUCCGCCGCCCGCCGCCCUCUGCCCGCCGCCGCCCCUCCACGGGCCGAGCUUGCCGGAGGCGGGAGCGCGGAGCCAGGGCCAGGGCAGCCCCGCCGGGCACGGCGCACCCCGCGGCGCCCCGGGCUCCAGAGCCCCGCCGCCAGGUAGUAUUGGUCCAUCGUUUCAAUGCCACUCAAUCCAUCAAGAUCACAUUUGUACUGAUGACAGUGACAAGAGUGAAGACAGCCCUAGUCCCAAGCGACAACGCCUUUCCCAUUCAGUCUUCGACUACACAGCAGCAUCACCAGCCCCAUCACCACCAAUGCGACCAUGGGAGAUGACACCAAAUAGGCAGCCUGCUUUGGCUCGGCCCAACCAACACCACUUCUCAGGGGAACGAUGCAACACACCUGCACGAAACAGGAGGAGUCCUCCUGUUCGACGACAGAGAACAAGGAGAGAUCGUUUGUCUAGACAUAAUUCCAUUAGCCAGGAUGAAAACUAUCAUCACCAUCUCUCCUAUGGACAGCAGCAAGCAAUAGAAGAGCCUCGAGCCUUUCACCCACCGAAUGUAUCUCCUCGUAUCUUACACCCAGCUGCUCACCCACCACAGCAGAAUGCAGUGAUGGUUGACAUUCAUGAUCAGAUCCAUCAGGGCACAGUUCCUGUUUCAUAUGCAGUGACAACUGUGGCUCCACAUGGGAUACCCCUUUGCACAGGCCAGCACAUUCCAGCCCGCAGCACGCAACAGGUCGCAGGGUGCUCAGUGGUUUUCAGUGGCCAUCACCGUCCAGUCUGCAGUGUGUCUCCCACAAUGCUUCAGGCGUGCUCAGUCCAGCACCUUCCUGUACCAUAUGCAGCAUUUCCACCCCUCAUUUCUAGUGCCCCAUUCCUUUUGCAUCCUCCUCAUAUCCAUACACACCACCCUCCUCACUUACCUCCUCCAGGACAGUUUGUUCCUUUCCAAGCACAGCAGUCACGGUCGCCACUUCAAAGAAUAGAAAAUGAUGUAGAAUUGCUUGGAGAACAUCUUCCUGUAGGAGGUUUUACAUACCCUCCCUCAGCCCAUCCACCAACGUUGCCUCCCUCAGCUCCUCUUCAAUUCUUAGCCCAUGAUCCAUUGCACCAGGAGGUGUCAUUUGGGGUACCUUACCCACCUUUUAUGCCUCGAAGACUCACAGGGCGCAGCAGAUACCAAUCACAGCAGCCAAUACCACCACACCCUUACCAUCCCAGCCUAUUACCUUAUGUGCUAUCAAUGCUCCCAGUGCCACCGGCAGUUGGACCACCUUUCAGCUUUGAGUUGGAUGUGGAAGAUGGAGAGGUAGAAAACUAUGAGGCACUGCUGAACUUGGCAGAACGUCUGGGAGAAGCCAAACUACGGGGAUUAACAAAAGCAGACAUUGAGCAGCUUCCAUCCUACAGGUUCAAUCCAAACAAUCACCAGUCAGAGCAGAAAUUAUGUGUGGUGUGCAUGUGUGAUUUUGAGUCAAGGCAGCUACUUAGAGUCUUACCGUGUAACCACGAGUUCCAUGCCAAAUGUGUUGAUAAGUGGCUGAAGGCAAAUCGUACCUGCCCGAUUUGUAGAGCUGAUGCUUCAGAAGUGCAUCGUGAUUCAGAAUGACCAAUCCAAGAGCACAAAUCUGGUUUGGGUGUUUCUGUAUAUAUGUAUACACAGAAUAUAUGUUUCUGUAUAUAUGUAUACACAUGUAUAUAUAAACUCUCUAUUGAACUUACCUACCCAUGUGGCUUCCAGCCUACCCUUUACACAAAAGGGUCAAUGGACCUUACUUUGCACUGUGUGACUUAAUCAGUUACAAAGCUUAUAAUUAGUCUUCACAGUUAGGGGAUAGAAAGGUCUAUACACUUGUAAAUAUGUUUGGGACAAAAUACUGUAUGUCUGUAAUUGCUGCACCCAUUGCAUUGUGCAAACACAAGGAGAGGAACCAGUGUAGAGUACUAGUACUGUUCAAAUAACACACAAGAUUAUACAUUGCAGCAUAAUUAUUACUACACACAUUAUGUUGUUAGUACAUGCUGGUAUAUAAAUUCUCAAACACGCAGGCACACCUGGUCACAAGCACACUUCAGUCACCCUCUCAGGCAAGCACACACUCACACCAUUCACCCCCACUCACAGUAUCUGAAGGAUCUAUGUAAGGUAAAUUGCUAUAUUGUUUGGAGCUAUCACUUUUUUUUUCUUUUAUAUAAAAGCACAUGCUAAAAGAUCACAUCCACAGUAAUCUUGCAGCAAUACUUGGAAUGAUCACACAAAACCCAGGGAAUGUCAGUGCACACACAAAAUUAAGCUAAAAAAAUCCUUGGAGUUCUUGUUAGUAUAACAAUCCCAUAACUAUUCAAACAGCUGAUAUGCUUCCCCUUCACUGGAGGCUUUAAGUGUGUACCACUAAAGAACGCAUUCAUUCUUCAUACAUGAGUAACCUUGGGGAUUGUAUCAUAUGUUACAAAGUCUGGAUUUCUUAAUGGCUGAUUUACAAGUUACUUUAUCAAUGUAUCAGUCAAAGCUCUUGGUGCAGCUGAAUAGAAGCACAAUUUUGCCCUGUUUCAGUUGUUUUUCCCUCUGUUUAGUUAUGCAGGUAGUUCUGAAAAGCAGUAGCGCUUUGUAUACCUGUCCUUACUUAGGAACACUAAAUAAAAAUGCUUAAUUCCACUUCAAAAUACUAUAAUUUCUUUUUCCUCUCUUCCAGUGGAGUUAAAGAAUAGGCUUUUCACAAUACGAAAAUAGCAGGUUAAAUUACAUGUAAUAAAAUUUAUUUUUUUAACAAAUAAGAUUAUGUUUAAAAAGCAUAUGCCACGUAUGUCUUACAAAACUUAGCCUCUUUUAUAUAACUGCAAAAGAAAAAGAACCCAUGGUCAGAUUUAAAUAUGACUAACAUUUUUGUGUUUAGUAUUCAGUUCAAAGAAUAGAAAGAGGGUACUUUUUCUAAACUUGAUAUAAGUGAACAGGACAGAUACUUCUGAAGCUGAGGGAAAGUAGUUCUCUUUCUGGAACUGGAGAAAUGUUCCUUUUCCCCCACUAAAAUUCAUUGGGACAGUGGGAGGUCAAGGAGGUGGAGGGUCUAAGUAGGAAAAAUCCUGCAGUUAAUCGUUGCACUGUUAUGGCUUGUCUCUUCUGGAAUGGUUCUUGGGUUUGCUUGGGUGAAAAGGGACUUGCUUCCCGUGGUUAGUGUGUACAAAGAGCACACAUGCUUGUAUUUUGAAUUAGCUCAGACAGGCUACAACCACAUCUUCUGUGGUGGGCUGUCACGGGCAGGGGAUUUAUGUUGAGCUCUUAACUGCCAUGUAUUAUGCACAGCUGCCGUGGUGCCUGAUAGCACCUGAAUUCAGCAACACUUCUUUUAUGUUUGUUGCCUUUCUGCCAUCCAAUGACUUAUUUAUCCAAAAAAAACAAAAAUACCUGACCUCCAAUAUGUUUGCUUUAUCAUAUUGGCACUACUGUGGUUUUUUUGCAUAAACUGUCAAUUUAAUUUUGACAUUUUGGUGGAUAUCAAGGCCUACAGAUAAUUCCAGUGUCUCAUUUUUUGGCUUUCUUUAAAAAAAGAAGUAAGGCCAUGUGUUGUAUGUCAUUUUGUACAGGCACUUGAAUGUGACUUCACAGCUGUUAACACAAUGCAUAAUACUUGGGAUGAGACUUAACAACUGUUCUAAUUUUAAUUGUAGAAAACAGUUUCAACUGAGUUAUCUUUGGGCCUUUGUAAAAGCUGUGUUUUUUUCCUUUGGUACAUUGUUACCUCAUUUUGCUACUUGUGUUUCAGACUUUCUAAUUAUUAUGAAAGCUUAUGGUUUUUGUUGGAAUCAUAUGUUGUUAAGUGUUUUCUUUAAAUCAUAUGCUAUUGUAUCAUUUAACAUGUAGUUUUAAAUUUGUUAUAAAUAUCUGUAACCAAAUCAUUUGAAAGGUUGAUAAAUUUUUAACAAAAUUUGUACAUUUUUUAUGAGAGUUACUAGUAAUGCUUUACUAGGUAGUGCAGUGGAUUUUUAUUUUUAAUCCCUGUGCCCAAUUUUGGAGUUGAAAGAGUUGUUCAGUAAUAAAUGUAUGAUGUACACUUAGA